This is a messenger RNA of Rhinopithecus roxellana (golden snub-nosed monkey), 4403 nucleotides long. RefSeq names its product SLIT and NTRK like family member 3 (gene SLITRK3). Lineage: Eukaryota; Metazoa; Chordata; Mammalia; Primates; Cercopithecidae. Gene Ontology annotation, cellular component: postsynaptic density membrane; GABA-ergic synapse. Gene Ontology annotation, molecular function: protein binding. The record is from RefSeq and is a predicted model, not a curated record. Gene Ontology annotation, biological process: regulation of presynapse assembly; axonogenesis; positive regulation of synapse assembly. The transcript has 2 exons. Bases 918 to 3857 code for a protein of 979 amino acids.
GUUCGGCGGUCCCCUCCCCCUUCCGCCCCCCUCCCCCUCACCUUCUCCUGCUCGAGAAGUGAGGGUGCUUGAAUGGUGAACGGUCAGGGGACUCACUCUCUGCCAACGGGAUCGCUUCACCUUCGUGCUUUGCCUGAGAUCUCCCAAAUCCAAGUGGAAUUUGGUGUGCACAGCCAUACUGUGUAUUUGUAUCUUCUCUCCCUCUCUCCUUCUUUCCCCCCACCUUCGCCGUUUGACCAAUGCUGGGAUCUGAGAUCUAGUCGCCCCCUUCCUGCCUCCUUUCCGCCUCUCCCCACCCUUUUCUUCUCUCAUCUACACACCAUCCACCCCCACUCCCACCCACCUAAAGGGCAAAGAGCAAAGACACCCUGGAAAAGCAGGGCUAAUUCCAUCUUUUCGGAUGGAAGGAGGCCUCGGGCAGGGAUUGUGAGUGACAGACAACCUUUCAGGAAGAGAGAAAGAGAGAAAUCCAGAGACUGAGCUCAGGCUCUCGGGAACAACGAAGCUCUCCACUGAUAGAGAGCACCGAGAUUUUAAAUCAAAGGAACCUAGUCCUGGGACACUCACUCUGCCUGCCUGCCUGCCUGCCUGCCUGCCAUCGAAGGCAUAGGGAGCUGUGGUCUUGAGCUCCCUGUCACUGACAUCGCAGCGCUAGGUGCGCGCCCGGCUCUCCCAUUGGUAUGCAGCGACCAUUUCCCUGCAAAUCUCAAAGGUGGAAACAUUUAAACGGAUUACAAGCGUGAUUUGGUAGCCUUUCGGAAAGUUGGUGGCCAGAAGAGGAGAAGCUACAAGGCUACAGUAUGAUGGAUACAAUUCAGCUUCCCAGAGAGUUUGCCCCUCCCGCUGGGAAGCCCCUCGGAGCAAACCUCGGAGAUCCUGAGCGCUCUGCACCAUAGUUUUGUAAUCAACCACGAACGAUGAAACAUUCCAUAGCUGAGAUGCUUCACAGAGGAAGGAUGUUGUGGAUAAUUCUUCUAAGCACAAUUGCUCUAGGAUGGACUACCCCGAUUCCCCUAAUAGAGGACUCAGAGGAAAUAGAUGAGCCCUGUUUUGAUCCAUGCUACUGUGAAGUUAAAGAAAGCCUCUUUCAUAUACAUUGUGACAGUAAAGGAUUUACAAAUAUUAGUCAGAUUGCCGAGUUCUGGUCAAGACCUUUUAAACUGUAUCUGCAGAGGAAUUCUAUGAGGAAAUUAUACACCAACAGUUUUCUUCAUUUGAAUAAUGCUGUGUCUAUUAAUCUUGGGAACAAUGCAUUGCAGGACAUUCAGACUGGAGCUUUCAAUGGUCUUAAGAUUUUAAAGAGACUAUAUCUACAUGAAAACAAACUAGAUGUCUUCAGAAAUGACACCUUCCUUGGCUUAGAAAGUCUAGAAUAUCUGCAGGCAGAUUACAAUGUCAUUAAACGUAUUGAGAGUGGGGCAUUUCGGAACCUAAGUAAAUUGAGGGUUCUGAUUUUAAACGACAAUCUCAUCCCCAUGCUUCCGACCAAUUUAUUUAAGGCUGUCUCUUUAACCCAUUUGGACCUACGUGGAAAUAGGUUAAAGGUUCUUUUUUACCGAGGAAUGCUAGAUCACAUUGGCAGAAGCCUGAUGGAACUCCAGCUGGAAGAAAACCCCUGGAACUGUACAUGUGAAAUUGUACAACUGAAGAGUUGGCUGGAACGCAUUCCUUAUACUGCCCUGGUGGGAGACAUUACCUGUGAGACCCCUUUCCAUUUCCAUGGAAAGGACCUACGAGAAAUCAAGAAGACAGAACUCUGUCCUUUGUUGUCUGACUCUGAGGUAGAGGCUAGUUUGGGAAUUCCACAUUUGUCAUCAAGUAAGGAGAAUGCAUGGCCAACUAAGCCUUCCUCAAUGCUAUCCUCUGUCCAUUUUACUGCUUCUUCUGUUGAAUACAAGUCCUCAAAUAAACAGCCUAAGCCCACCAAACAGCCUCGAACACCAAGGCCACCCUCCACCUCCCAAGCUUUAUAUCCUGGUCCAAACCAGCCUCCCAUUGCUCCUUAUCAGACCAGACCACCAAUCCCCAUUAUAUGCCCCACUGGGUGUACCUGUAAUUUGCACAUCAAUGACCUUGGUUUGACUGUCAACUGCAAAGAGCGAGGAUUUAAUAACAUUUCUGAACUUCUUCCAAGGCCCUUGAAUGCCAAGAAACUGUAUCUGAGUAGCAAUCUGAUUCAGAAAAUAUACCGCUCUGAUUUUUGGAAUUUUUCUUCCUUGGAUCUCUUGCAUCUGGGGAACAAUCGCAUUUCCUAUGUCCAAGACGGGGCCUUUAUCAACUUGCCCAACUUAAAGAGCCUCUUUCUUAAUGGCAACGAUAUAGAGAAGCUGACACCAGGCAUGUUCCGAGGCCUACAGAGUUUGCACUACUUGUACUUUGAGUUCAAUGUCAUCCGGGAAAUCCAGCCUGCAGCCUUCAGCCUCAUGCCCAACUUGAAGCUGCUAUUCCUCAAUAAUAACUUGCUGAGGACCCUGCCAACGGACGCCUUCGCAGGCACAUCCCUGGCCCGGCUCAACCUGAGGAAGAACUACUUCCUCUAUCUUCCCGUGGCUGGUGUCCUGGAACACUUGAACGCCAUUGUCCAGAUAGACCUCAAUGAGAAUCCUUGGGACUGCACUUGUGACCUGGUCCCCUUUAAACAGUGGAUCGAAACCAUCAGCUCAGUCAGUGUGGUUGGUGAUGUGCUUUGCAGGAGCCCUGAGAAUCUCACUCACCGUGAUGUGCGCACUAUUGAGCUGGAAGUUCUUUGCCCAGAGAUGCUGCACGUUGCACCAGCUGGAGCAUCCCCAGCACAGCCUGGAGAUUCCCACCUUAUUGGGGCACCAACCAGUGCAUCACCUUAUGAGUUUUCUCCUCCUGGGGGCCCUGUGCCACUUUCUGUGUUAAUUCUCAGCCUUCUGGUUCUGUUUUUCUCAGCAGUCUUUGUUGCUGCAGGCCUCUUUGCCUACGUGCUCCGAAGGCGUCGAAAGAAGCUGCCCUUCAGAAGCAAGCGGCAGGAAGGUGUGGACCUUACUGGCAUCCAAAUGCAAUGCCACCGGCUGUUUGAGGAUGGUGGAGGUGGUGGUGGUGGAAGUGGGGGUGGAGGUCGACCAACUCUUUCCUCUCCAGAGAAGGCCCCUCCUGUGGGUCAUGUGUAUGAGUACAUCCCCCAUCCAGUUACCCAAAUGUGCAACAACCCCAUCUACAAGCCUCGUGAGGAGGAGGAGGAGGCUGUUUCAUCAGCCCAAGAAGCAGGGAGUGCAGAACGUGGGGGUCCAGGGACACAACCACCGGGAAUGGGUGAGGCUCUCCUAGGAAGUGAGCAGUUUGCUGAGACACCCAAGGAGAACCAUAGUAACUACCGGACCUUGCUGGAAAAAGAGAAGGAGUGGGCCCUGGCAGUGUCCAGCUCCCAGCUUAACACCAUAGUGACGGUGAAUCACCAUCACCCUCACCCUCACCACCCAGCAGUUGGUGGGGUUUCAGGAGUAGUUGGGGGAACUGGGAGAGACUUGGCAGGGUUCCGCCACCAUGAGAAAAAUGGUGGGGUGGUGCUGUUUCCUCCCGGGGGAGGAUGUGGUGGUGGCAGUAUGCUACUAGACCGAGAGAGGCCACAGCCUGCCCCCUGCACAGUGGGAUUUGUGGACUGUCUCUAUGGAACAGUGCCCAAAUUAAAGGAACUGCACGUGCACCCUCCUGGCAUGCAAUACCCAGACUUACAGCAGGACGCCAGGCUCAAAGAAACCCUUCUCUUCUCGGCUGGAAAGGGCUUCACAGACCACCAAACCCAAAAAAGUGAUUACCUCGAGUUAAGGGCCAAACUUCAAACCAAGCCGGAUUACCUCGAAGUCCUGGAGAAGACAACAUAUAGGUUCUAACAGAGAGAAGAAAAUAUAUUAGUGCUUUUUUUUUUUUUUUCAAAAGAAAAGGAAAAUAAAAGAAAUAAAUCCCUUGCUCCCUUUACACUUGUCCCAAUAACUCCAUCCUCAAGAUCUUCCCUACCCUGAACAAAACUGAAACCGCAUGAUGACUAGAGAAUACAGAUGUAUGCUCUCCCCUCUCAGAUGUGAUUUGGAGGAAGGGCCAUACUCAGAUCAUUAAUCAAUGAAGUGCCUUCGCAGACUUUUGCCAGCAAAUGUUAUCAUUAUUUUUUUAUACUGAAACUUGAGACUUUGACUGUGCCAUGUAUAAGGUAUACUGGGAAUCAUUGUAUGGAUCCUAAUUAAGUAAAAUUCAGUGUGUCUUUUUAUUUUCAGUAACUAUUUUUUUUUUUUUUAGUUGUAGUUUUGUUUUAAAGGGAGGGGGGAAACAAGUUGACAUUUGUCAUUUGUGGCUUUCUUUCUUCUCAUCAUGGCACAGAUUCUGUACAUGUAUUAACAAUGCAGUUUGCUGCAUGCCUGGAAACUGCAAGACGGGGAGGGAGG